AUGGUUCCCUUGUCUGACUCGCAGCGGGAUCCUGGGCCAAGGGGCAGACAGAUGGACAGACAGCGAGCCUUCCACAUGGCCGAGCUGGAUCUGAUGGCUCCAGGGCCACUGCCCAGGGUCCCCGCUCACCCGCUGACCACGCUCAGCCCAGACUCUGGGUUGGCCAGCCCGGGGGAAGGAGAGGACAUGGGUCCCCCGGGGACCCCCCCGGAGGGGACAGUCUCUGCGUGGUACAACGUGAAUUUGAAACGUAGUGGAAGCUGGUGCAUGACGGAGACUGAGGGAGGGCUGCCUGGAUUAAGGAACGCAGACGCCAGGGCAAGUGCUGCCGUGUUUCCUUCCCCGCAGGAGUACUGCAAGUUCAAGAACGCGGAGGACUGCGCCUUCCCGAGUGUUUACAUCGGACUCAAGGACAAGCUCUCCGGCAUGCGCAAGGUCAUCGUGGACUCCACCGCGCACUUGAUCCAGCUGCUGCAGAGCUACAAGGAGAAGCUCCAGGAGAGCUCCAGGGAGGAGGAGUACGACAUCAGGACUCAGGUGUUGGCUGUCACUGAGCACAGACAUCGGACCUCGAAGCCCAAGCCCCGCACCAGACAGCAGUUCCUGCAGUGUAAGUUGGAGCUGCAGACACAGCCGUUUCACCAGCAGGGCAGUCGGCACGGCAGAGACGGCCUUGAGCUGGGAAGGCUGAAGACGGCUCCUCUAUUUUGGGGAGAGCUUCUGGCGAGGACUCGCUCUUGCCCUGGAGUCUCACGAAGCCACCCCAACGGUGCCCCUUUCUCCGGCUUCCCUCUAGAAGGGCAGUGGAAGAGUUCGCUCCAGUGCACUUCCAAGAUGAACAGACUGUUUUCUGGAAAAGCAAGGGUGUCCAAAGCAGGGUCGGCCCCUGACGGCCUGCCGGUGGACCUCCAUGCUGUCCGGGAGCUAUCGUCCGGGGUCAGCCGGUACCAGGACUUCAUCCGUCACCUGCCUGUCCACCUCUCCAAGCGUAUCCUAAGCAUGCUGGAUAAGAACAGCUUGAACAGGUGUGCGUCUGUGAGCCAGCACUGGGCGGCGCUGGUGCAGCAGGUCAAGGCGGACCUGUCAACGCACAACUUCAUCCAGCACCAGAUCGCCUUCCUACAGGUACUUCCUGUCUGGGAGGCGACAGCCUUGGACCAGCCUCACUGUCAAGCUGCCGCUAGUGACUACAACCUGUGGACCACAUACCAGAGCCAGGAAACUCAGCAGGUCCAGAUGGAGGAGAGGAAUGUCUUCUGCGGGACUUACAAUAUCCGCAUUCUCUCUGACACGUACUGGGAUCUGAAAAGUGGGGCUUGCAUAUGAAUCUUCAGUGGCCACCAGGGCACCAUCACGUGCAUGGAUGUGUAUAAGACCAGGCUUGUGUCUGGAGCAAAAGAUUGCCAGGUCAAAGAGUGGGAUAUCGAGACAGGGAGGUGCCUGAAGACCUUUAAACACAAAGACCCCAUCCUGGCCACCAGGAUCAAUGACACAUACAUUGUGAGCAGCUGUGAGAGAGGCGUGGUCAAGGUGUGGCACACCAUCACCGCCCAGCUGGUCAAGGUGAGAGGGCGGGCGGGUCAUGGGGUGGGGGCACCAGGAGUGAGGGACGGGAGGACACUGAUCAACUUCCUCCAGGUAGCGCCCCAGACCACCCUAGAGCAGCUGAGUACAGUCGCCAAAAGGGUGGUCCGGGGAAGGGGAAGUCUCCCUGCCCCCCAGGUAGGGGCCAUUCUGAGACUGGACAAAGCCACAACUGUCCUCCUCCUUACUCUCUCAUGAGAACAUUGACUGCCUCAAAAUUAUUAAA
Vicugna pacos (alpaca) is the source of this 1810-nucleotide messenger RNA. NCBI's taxonomy places the organism in Eukaryota, Metazoa, Chordata, Mammalia, Artiodactyla, Camelidae. The record is from RefSeq and is a predicted model, not a curated record.